AUGACAGACACAACAUCAUCUCAAUCGACUGCCCCGACAUCCAGAAGUACCUCCUCUACCUCCUCUACCACGACAGCAACUACAGGAUUAGAAUCCUGGCUUGUUCGACGAGCUGAAUGGACCCGAGUUCCUGAUCAGCUCCCGGAUCGCCCAACAAAUCUCCCACCUAAUAUCUCUGUAGAGCAGCGAGAUGCUUGGUUAGACGUUGUGAGCCAAAGUAACCAGCUGGGAAUAUACAGAGCACUUGUGGUUGAUCGUCGGAAAUUGAGUACACCCCUACCUCUUGGUUUUGCUAUUAAAAUUAUUGUCCAGGGUUGGAAGAACGAUGGCACUUGGCCAGAGGGAUUGGAAGCUCCACAAGACUCGGAUGAUGGUCUUUUGUAAUAACACAUACACAUACAAUUUUUUUCUUAAAAGGAAAAAAAAAACUUUAUUUACUGUAGCAUAUCGAUAAAAUAAGAAUAGACUUGCCAUCUUGUAGUAUAGCAAGCAAAGCAUCUGACGACCGUUAAAAAAAAACAAGAAAAGGAAAAAAAAGAAAAAAAAAGAGAAUCAAAA
Molecule: messenger RNA, 558 nt
Organism: Phycomyces blakesleeanus NRRL 1555(-)
Lineage: Eukaryota; Fungi; Mucoromycota; Mucoromycetes; Mucorales; Phycomycetaceae
Exons: 2
Coding region: 1-384 (127 amino acids)
Source: RefSeq, a predicted model, not a curated record